Molecule: messenger RNA, 987 nt
Organism: Colletotrichum abscissum
Lineage: Eukaryota; Fungi; Ascomycota; Sordariomycetes; Glomerellales; Glomerellaceae
Product: cellobiose dehydrogenase-1
Exons: 7
Coding region: 1-987 (328 amino acids)
Molecular function (GO): oxidoreductase activity, acting on CH-OH group of donors
Source: RefSeq, a predicted model, not a curated record
AUGAAGGGGCUCGUCGAAAACGGAUGGAACAGCGUUAAGGCAAACAAUGAGCCAGAUGCUAAGAGAAGAACCGUUUCCCAAUCAGAGUGCUUUUACCAGCAUGGUGAGCGAGGUGGGCUCUUGGAAACCCAUCUUGUGUCAGUAGCAGCUCGCGGUAACGUCAAGCUCUGGACGAUCACACUCGUCACUAGAGUGGAGAGAAGGGGAGAUAGCGUCACUGGUGUGCAAGUAGAGUCUGCUGGCGAGGGCGGUUACGAUGGCGGGAUUGGCCCGAAAGAUCAGCUAGAGACUGCCCAGAAAACCGAAGGCGACGUACUCAUCGACUCUGCCCAGUGGAUUGAUCUUCCGGUCGGUCACAACCUCGACGACCAUAAAAACAUUCUCUUCGAGCCCCCAGGCAUAGCCAACUACGACUUCAAUAGCACUUACGACAAUCCCAGUCCGGAUGACGCUGCAGCAUACCUAUCCCCAGACAUCAACCCCAUUUUCUGGGAUGCGGUCAAAGGAGAGGAUGGCAUCGAAAGAUGGUUUCAAUGGACGAGCUAUGUUGGCGGGCCGCAUAAAGGCAAGACAUACAAUACCUCUGGCAUGGCAGCUGCCCUUGGACUCGGCAAGACUUCGAGGGGUCGCGCCACAAUCAACUCAUCCCUCAUCAUGAACUGGAGUUGUCAAGGCAAUUUCAUCCAUUCCAGGCGCUACAAUAUCAACCCCGCCCCUAGUCAAGACGUGCGAGACUACGUCCAAAAGUUGUUUGGGGAUAUUGGCCGUACUGCCAAUCACUGGGUUGGAACCACCCGUCUUGGAACCGACUUUGCUCUGGAAGGUGGUAAACCCGUCGUUGAUCUCAACGCGCAAGUCUAUGGAACGAAAAACCUGCACAUUGUUGACGCAGGAAUACUCAAUGGGAUUUUCACUGCGAACCCGCAAGCUGGAAUUGUUAUUGCUGCCGAGAAGGUAGCCGAAGACAUUAUCAAAUUGCAUGGAUAA